Messenger RNA from Mytilus trossulus (common blue mussel), 444 nucleotides. RefSeq names its product oxygen-dependent choline dehydrogenase-like. Bases 1 to 444 code for a protein of 147 amino acids. NCBI's taxonomy places the organism in Eukaryota, Metazoa, Mollusca, Bivalvia, Mytilida, Mytilidae. The record is from RefSeq and is a predicted model, not a curated record. Gene Ontology annotation, molecular function: flavin adenine dinucleotide binding; oxidoreductase activity, acting on CH-OH group of donors. The transcript has 2 exons.
AUGUUCAGCUUUUUGUUACUAAUCGCUACUAUUGUUUGUACAGUUGGUGCUGGAUCAGCGGGUAGUAUAAUUGCCACAAGGUUGUCUGAAGACCAAACACAUGUGCUAUUACUGGAAGCUGGAGGAUCGGAUUUGGAAAACGAAUUUACUCGACUAUCAUUACAAUGGAUAAGAACACUCAAGUCAAAGGAAAAUUGGAGUUUCGACUCAGUACCACAAAAGUAUGCUUUAAAGGCAGUAUAUAACAGAGUAAAAGGCCACCGUGGAAGAGUGUUGGGUGGUACUAGUAGUAUAAACGCAAUGUAUUACAUUAGAGGAAGUCGUCAUGAUUAUGACAAGUGGCAAAAAGAAGGUUGUACUGGAUGGGGAUAUGACGAUGUUUUGCAAUACUUCAAAAAGUCAGAAGAUAUUCAAAUUCCAGAGUUGAUGAAUUCCUGUAAGUAA